Molecule: messenger RNA, 1581 nt
Organism: Hyaloperonospora brassicae
Lineage: Eukaryota; Oomycota; Peronosporomycetes; Peronosporales; Peronosporaceae
Source: the annotation of a GenBank genome assembly
AUGGCGCGUCGACCUCGUCGCGGCGACGGCGUCGUCUCCUAUGGACUUCUGUGGGCGUUUGCGUGCGCGUUUCUAGUCGCUGUUUGCUUCUUCCCACGUCAACCGACAGCUGUUGAGCCGUCCGUUGCUCUCAAGUCGCACGUUUAUGACGAAAGAGAAUUUAUUUCGAACGCCGAUAUUGGCGGCAGAGCGACGAUGUCGCUGGUCGAGUCGCUUCCCGUGGGGGACUUUGAGCUCUCGUCGACUGUCCUACAGACGUUUGAGGUCCUCAUGCGCCACGUCGAAGCUGCGACGACGUCGGUUGACCUCAGUGCCAUGUACUGGAAUUUGUUGGGCAAAGAAGACCGAAAAACGUACUCUGCGUUAGAAAUGUCAAAAUUCGGAGCGGAUCGCGGCAAACAGUUACUAUUUGCGUUACGCGAUGCCGCGCGUCGAGGCGUUCGAAUUCGGAUUGUGACAGCACCGCAACAGGUGAAAGGAACGGAACUGUUGCCAAGUGAAGUGCAGUUGCUGGUGGACGCAGCGCCUGAAUAUGUGGUUGCCAGGUGCUGGAACGGCUCCGAGUGGUACGGCAGCGGCAUUCUGCACCAGAAGAUAUGGAUUUUUGACUCGCGCCAUAUUUACGUGGGCAGUGCAAACAUGGACUGGAAAUCGCUGGCGCAAGUGAUGGAAGUGGGUGUGGUGAUGGAGAACGUGGCCUCAACGUCGCCUGUUAUUCGAGACAUUCAGAACUUGUUCGAGACGUGGUGGAUGUUUGCGUCGUCCGAACUACUGCUGGCCAAGACAGCCUCGUACUUUUCUGACACGUUUCAGCAUGACUUACAGGUCCCUGUGUGGUCACUGUACCUGCCGGAAGAGAAGAGGAGCGAGGACCCGUUCAGGAAAGCUGGGAUCUUGGCGCUAGGGAACAUCUCGCAUCAGCUGCAAACGCAGUUUAGCAAUCCAGAUGGCGUGUCGACUACGGCGCACCUGUUCGUGGCGGCGGCUCCACUCGAAGUGACUGCUGGUCGCUCGCGAGCUUUCGACGAAGACGCGCUGGUGUACACGAUUCGAUCAGCCAGAUCAUUCGUGAGUCUCAGCGUCAUGGACUUCGCGCCGUUUUCGAUGUACACACCAGGGUCUCUCCAUUGGCCAGUUCUCAAUGAUGCGCUCUUGGCUGGAAUCUAUGGCAAAUCCAAACUGCGCGUGCGGCUGCUCAUUAGCCAGUGGCAGCACACUGACCCUCAGGUGCUACAAGCUCUUGCCACGUUGCAGAAACAGGCAGCGUUGUGCCAAUAUACGCGCGCUCGAUGCUCCGGGCGACUCGAGAUCAAGAUUUUCCAAGUCCCAGGUUGGCAAAAUACGACCUCCAGUCUUGGGAGAAAAGCUCUGUGGCCCUCGUACACUCGUGUAAAUCAUGCCAAGUUUAUUGUCACCGACGCGCGCGCGAACAUAGGCACGAGUAACAUGGAGUGGGGCUACUUCUACACCACAGCAGGGGCUAGCGUCAAUACGGACCAUGAAUCGACACGGAAAGCUCUGGAGAAUGUGUUUGAGCGAAACUGGAACUCAACUUACGCUCGACCUUUGCACAUGCCGUAG